Molecule: messenger RNA, 1100 nt
Organism: Daldinia caldariorum
Lineage: Eukaryota; Fungi; Ascomycota; Sordariomycetes; Xylariales; Hypoxylaceae
Exons: 2
Coding region: 486-962 (158 amino acids)
Source: RefSeq, a predicted model, not a curated record
UUUGCAACGUGGGGUGGGGAACAAAGGGGACGGGGAAAACUGGAAAAUUAAAGCCAUGUACUCUAUGUACCUCUUCUGGUAACGGUCAAGAAAAAAGAAAGCCCUGCUGCCUCCGUGCGGUGAUGAUUCAUAUCCACCACCACACCCACCGAUUGUAUAUAUAUGUUCUCAUGGCCGUCCCAUGCGCUCCCGUCCCAUGCCCCCAUCUCCAUUACUCGAUACCCCAGAUUAGUUACUAGUAGCCAUAGAGCAGUAAUACAUAAUAUUCUAUCAUCAUCAUCAACAGCUCUCUACUAGCUUUUCUACUUAUACAAGCUGGAAUAUCUGUCAUCGACUAGUCGCAUCUACUGACUUCCACACGAAAAUCGACCCGCCUAUUGCGAAAUAUCCCGACUUGAAAGCUGCUACUAUUUGAAGGAAAAAAAGGAAGAUCUUCCGCUACUACUACUACUACUACUACGGAAACCCACAUUACAUCACUCAAAAUGUAUAGCCCAUACGGCUCUUAUAGCUCCAUGAGCGAAGCUGCUCAACCGAUGGAGAUCCCAACCACGAGCUACCUCGCCCGCAACAGCGUCUACAGCGCGAGCUGCGCGUUCCCAUCGUGGCCGCGCCGCUCGUCCCUUACCGACUCCGCGCACGAGGAGCGAGCGACGUCCUACCUCUCCGACGACGACCUGUUCCCCUGCGACAUGACGGAGGACGACGCGCACAGCGUGUCGAGCGCGGGCAGCACGACGCCCACCUCGCCCGUCGUCGCCAACGAGGUCGACCUCCUACGCAUGCAGCGCGAACAGAUGGCCAUGCAACGCGAAGCCAUCAAGUUCCUCCUUAGCGAGAAGGAGCGCAGGAAGCAGCAGCUCAAGCGCCAGCGCCGCAGCAGCGGCGGUAGCUCUAAGAAGAGCAGCCCCAAGUCCUCCAAGUCGGCGCACCUCGAUGCCAUCGCCGAGACUGGCGAGUGAGCAUUUGAUUUCUGGUUUCGUGUCGAUUCAGCGUUUUUAUGAAGUAUGACUACCUAUACAUUUACGACUAUUAUGAUGAUUAUACCCCCAACCCAACCACGAUACCCCCUUCCCUUCCGGAUUCACACGUCGCCAAGA